Messenger RNA from Coturnix japonica (Japanese quail), 1041 nucleotides. NCBI's taxonomy places the organism in Eukaryota, Metazoa, Chordata, Aves, Galliformes, Phasianidae. The record is from RefSeq and is a predicted model, not a curated record.
GCUCCGCUCCGUCUCCGCUCCGUAUAUUCAUCUUUUAUUUUUUUUCUCUUUUUUUUUCUGUGUCUCCGUGGUUCCCGGUGGCAGAUCCCGACCGUUCUGCCCCGGCUGUGCUCCUUCACCCCAUCGCCCGACUGACGGCAGCCCCCGCCGGAGGGAUGUUUCUGUCUUUGGUUAUCUAGCUGUAUGAGUGUUUUGGUCUUCAUAAAGCUAGAUAACCGAAAGUAAAAAUGACUUCCAGACCUGCACGCCCGGGGGAAGAGGCUGCAGCAGCACCGGCGGCCCCGCGGCCCGCACAGCCCCGCCCGCCGCCCUCCGUCCGUCACCUCGGGGCUCCAGAGCUGACUGCGAGUUCAUGGAGCAGGAUGCCUUGGGAAGGGAUGGGACAUCUCCACCUGAGUGAGGAGAGGUCCCUGGAGCAGAAUGGAGGUGUAAUGCUGAGGAGCUGCAAGAGAGAGCGCAGCUUUGGUCACUUUGGAGUUGGAGAUCUUGAGCCAGGGAUGAGAUCCCAGAGAGAAAAGAGACGUCCCCAGCCCAGCAGCUCCUUCCUGGCUGUGCUCUGCUCACACUGUGCCUGAUAUCUCCAGGAUUCUCCAGGAGGGACCCAACCUGUCACAGCCCCAGCAAGAGGCAGCAUCGGCUGCUGGACGUGGAGGGGUUCUGCAUUGCAUCACACCUGUGGGAGGGAGCCAGGAGAUGGGGAGGCUGACAGAAAUCCCAUGUAACUCCUGUUUAUCACCUCCAGGACCCAAAUACCACUGGGCAGAGAUGUGUGAGCACUGUCCCGGCUGGGUCUGGGGGUGUUGUUGGGAGCGGGAGGGAGGUCUGAGCGGGAUGGAUGCCAUGCUUAGGGACUCUGCUCAUGGAGCAGAGCUUGGCCUACACUGUCCGUGCUGUGUGUGAUGGACUGACCAUGGGCUGACCAUGCCUGAUCCAGGCAGUGUUCCAUUGCACUGUACAAAUAAUGCACUGUAAUUCUCCCCUAUUAAAAUCAACCCCACCCCAUGCACUGUUACAAAUAAACACUCCUUUCUGCAAAAGCCA